CACUAUCGCCAAGCCAUGGACGUGAAGCCGGAGGAGACUCCAGCAAAGAGAGAGUUUUUAAAUGUCCACACUCUACGUCACCAACUAACCGCGCCAACGGCCAACUGCCCACGCGACACCUAUAACUGUCAUGGCUCUGUGGACGACAUGCUGGACACUGAAAACAAACGGCUGGCUGAGAACCUGGCCACCAAAGUCUCCAGACUGAAAUCUCUGGCAUACGACAUCGACAGAGAGGCUGAUGAUCAGAACGAGUAUCUGGACGGCAUGGACUCAAACUUCCUGAGUGCGACUGGCCUGCUGAGCGGCAGCGUGAAGCGUUUCUCCACCAUGGUUCGAUCCGGCAGAGACAACCGCCGCAUCCUCUGCUACGUCUCCGUGGGCCUGGUCCUGGCCUUCUUCCUGCUCUACUACAUGGUCUCCAGGAUUCAGCGCUGACAGGAAAACAAAGCUUUUUUUCCCCCUCCAGCCAGUAGCUGGCCCUGAUGUGGAGCCGAGACUGUAGACUAAAUCACCUCUGUGGCUCUUCCUGCACAGGACUACACUCUUUUAUUCUGCAAAGUGAGAAAACAAACAGGCAGUAGACAGAAAACAUUUUGUUGAAUUAUUGAAGUGACCAGCAGGUGGUGUCAGCCGGCUCAGAGCGUGGUCAUACUGAAGAUGCUGGCGUCUAUUUAUAAAAAAAAAUUAAAAAAAAACAUACCUCGACUUCGGGGCUUUACCAUUCUGCAACACAAAGAGGAGGUGGAGCCUGAAUGCAGCACAGGUGGGAGAAGAAACCCCAGCAGCUGAGUGUGAGAGGCUGAUGAACCGCCCCAAAACAACAUGUGUCUCAUGAUUUAAAGCAAUUAUUGAGCUACAGUUGAUAUGUUCAAACUGUGACAAAUUAAUCAAACCGACUAAAUAUCUAAAUGCAACUUUCAGCUGCAUGAAAUCUAUUUAAAUUGUGUUUUUUCGGGGGUUGUGGGACAUAG
Molecule: messenger RNA, 974 nt
Organism: Centropristis striata (black sea bass)
Lineage: Eukaryota; Metazoa; Chordata; Actinopteri; Perciformes; Serranidae
Gene: bet1l
Product: Bet1 golgi vesicular membrane trafficking protein-like
Exons: 4
Coding region: 16-438 (140 amino acids)
Biological process (GO): regulation of retrograde vesicle-mediated transport, Golgi to ER; retrograde transport, endosome to Golgi
Cellular component (GO): Golgi trans cisterna; SNARE complex
Molecular function (GO): SNAP receptor activity
Source: RefSeq, a predicted model, not a curated record